This is a messenger RNA of Symsagittifera roscoffensis, 7245 nucleotides long. RefSeq names its product phospholipid-transporting ATPase ABCA1-like. The record is from RefSeq and is a predicted model, not a curated record. Gene Ontology annotation, biological process: transmembrane transport; lipid transport. Gene Ontology annotation, cellular component: membrane; intracellular membrane-bounded organelle. Lineage: Eukaryota; Metazoa; Xenacoelomorpha; Acoela; Convolutidae. The transcript is spliced from 7 exons. Gene Ontology annotation, molecular function: lipid carrier activity; ATP hydrolysis activity; ATP binding. Bases 1 to 7245 code for a protein of 2414 amino acids.
AUGGGAAAGACAUUAAAAACAAAUAAAUAUUUUAAGGACCUGGUGCGAAAUUUGGAUAAUAACAACCUCAAUCAAGUGCUUGAACCGGGUGGCAUGUUCAACAUCUCGGCUGUUCCCUCUCUUUUAAACCCAACUACAACAAGCCUGAGUGAAUCGACCCUGGGCAUUGCAGAGUUUGUGAGUGAUCUAACUGAGGCUUCUACACUGGCAGCUUUGGGCAUUAUGUUCUUGACUAAUAAUGGCGACUGGAACCCUUGCGUGCCAAAUAAGACACUGCCGGUCUAUAUCAGAUUUGUAGACAACUCCACGCCCAAUCGAGACAAGAUCUCCAAAGAAGUGUGCAGUCUACCAGCCUCGGACCAGACUGCCCUUUUUGCACCUACUAACGACUUCCUUCAAGAGGCUAUGAACGACACCAGCACAGCCCAGGCAUUCAUGAACUUCUUCUUUAUCGUCUCUUCUCCGUCUUUGAGGCCAGCUGUGGAAAACACUGUCAAAAGUCUCACAGACUUGUUUUCUGCAUAUGGAAAUGACAGGCCAGGAGGGAAUACUAGCCUGUUGACGUUCUUCUGCGGAGAGCUUGACCAAAUGGGAGCUUCGGCCAUGAAAGAUUUCAAUGACACAUCUUCGAGUGACGUUGAAGGACUAAAAGCGAAUGCGUAUGAAGAUGACCCGGACCUCAGCAAGCAAUGCAACGACAUCUUCAGGAACUACACGUCCCAGUCAAUAGUCACCAGCAACAUCUGGAGUUUUUUGAAGCCAGUUGUGGUUGGAAAUAUUUACUAUACUCCCAUUAACCCAGAAACUGACCUUUUAAUGGCAACUUUUGACAAAUAUUUCAAUGCGUAUGCAACGGUUGUGCAACAAUUAACCAAGCUGGCAGACUCGAAAGACGAACUUUACUAUGAUCUACAGUAUCUGGCUGGCUCUGACCCGAGUACUCAAGUCAAAAACUACAACGUGUCCUACCAAAUUCUGAAAGCCAUUUAUACAUUUGUGAUGGAUGGUCAGGCGCAGAAUUAUACAACAGAUGAUCUGGCAUACUGGGAAAAAACAUUUAACCAGACAUUUGACUCUUUGUCCGAAGUUUCCCUUCUCAUGUCUUGCUUUCUCACAAAUAGGACUUACGGGGUUUCGUCCGAGACCAAAAUGCAGGAAAUUGUAGCACCUCUGAUUGACAAACGGAAGGUUUUAGCUGGGAUCGUCUUUGAAAACUUCGGAACAUCGGUCAAAAUAAAAGAAUCCCGAGACGCUAAGUCCUCCGGAAGACAAAGACGAGCUGUCAAAAUUCCAAAGACAAUGACUUACAAGAUCCGGUUAACCAGCGGAGAUGUUCCGGAUACAAAUGUAGAUGUCAGACAGCCUUGGACUCCCGAACCUCUUACGAAUAUUCUUCCGCCAAGUCUCGAUUUGAAAAGUCUGUCUUCAGGCCAGGUAAUUUUGAUGGACAUUCUAGAAAAAGCGUUUAUAAGACUUCAUGUCAUCGAGAAUGGUUUGGAAAACGAUACCGAAGAAAUUGGAACCUGGAUCAAACAGUUCCCGACUCCAUGUUAUAUUGAAGAUUAUUUCCUCUCUUACAUCAAGUACCUUAUUUCAUUUUUAAUGGUUGUCUCGUGGAUAGCUCCAGUCGCAAUUACAACCAAGAGUAUCGUCUACGAAAAGGAAUCACGACUCAAAGAAGUGAUGCGAAUCAUGGGACUCAAAGGCUCGGCUCACUGGCUUUCGUAUUUCGUGUCAACGUUUACAAUUUUACUUAUAACUUUGAUAUUCCUGUCGAUUAUAGUAAAGUAUGGUAAAAUAUUAACAUAUUCGGACAUCACUUUGCUUCUUUUUCUGUACCUUGCGUAUGCUGUCGCGACUAUCAUGUACUGUUUCGUUUGUUCGGUUUGCUUCGGAAAAGCGAAUCUAGCAGCCGCUGUUUCUUCAAUUUUAUUUUUCAUCACCUGGCUUCCUUUCAGUUUUUACCAAUCGUACCAAUACACGAUGCCCUAUUACAUAAUAUUUCUUAUAAGCCUGCUGCCGAACACUGCGUUUUCUAUUGCAAUUGCGCUGUUUGUAGACUUUGAGCGCCAGGGCGUCGGCGCCCAGUGGGUUUUCAUAAAUAGGGGACCCGAUACGGAUAACUCUUUCUCGGUUGCGCAUUGUAUUCUGAUGUUAUACAUUGAUUCUCUACUGUUCCUUUUUGCGGCACUUUUGAUUGAGCGGUUGAACCCUGGAGAAUUUGGAGUUCAGCAGAAGUUAUGUAAGAAAAGGAAAAAGGCGAAACACGACGAUCGGGACAACUCGGAGAUCGAAUUUGACCCGAAUUUUCAAGUCGAAGGCCCCAGCUUUGAAAAAGAGCCUGAAGGUCUAGAAAUUGGAGUUCAAGUUCGAAAUUUGAUGAAAGUUUACUCAGCUGGGAACAAAAAAGCUCUAAACAAUUUGAAUAUCAAUUUUUACCGCGACCAAAUUACAUCUUUUUUGGGCCACAACGGAGCGGGUAAAACGACUACUAUGUCAAUAAUUUGCGGACUUUACAGGCCUACAAGUGGGGCUGUUUUUAUUGAUGGGAUCAGCGUCCAAGAUUAUCCAGACUUGGCUCGAAAAAGGAUUGGAAUUUGUCCUCAAUACAACGUACUAUUCGGUGACCUGACAGUUUUGGAUCAUUUGGUGUUCUACGCUAAAUUGCGUGGCAAACGGAAGAAGGACAUUAAGGAAUUUUCGGAGCAAUUGUUGAAGGACUUGGAGCUUCCGGACAAGGCGAAUAUAAAAACGAAGAACUUGUCGGGAGGCAUGAAACGGCGUCUCUCAGUGGCCAUUUCAUUCAUAGGUGACAACACGACGGUGAUUCUGGACGAGCCAACCGCGGCGGUGGAUCCGCAUAGCCGGAGGGGAAUUUGGGAACUACUGGCCAAGUACAAGAAGGGGAGGACUAUCCUUUUGUCUACUCACCACAUGGACGAAGCUGAUGUAUUAGGCGACCGGAUUGCAAUCAUUAAUGACGGCGAACUGGUCUGUGCUGGAACGUCUCUGUUCCUCCGUCGCCAGUACGCGGAGGGAUACCAGCUAGUUUUAGUUCGAGAUCCGGAGGCGAACCCCUUCUACGAAUCCGAAUCAGAAACCAGCGAGCCUGAAGACUCAAAACCAGUCGUUCGUUCGGGAGAAGAAGGAGAAACGGAUAACCAGAGUGCCGGUCGGAAAACUACGUUUAGCAUGCAUACUGUUAAACUGGAAAUCGCGAAGUCUCAAGCAGCUGGCAAAAAAUGUCUCAAGUUUAUCAAAAAGAUUGUCAAUGGCGCCAGUUUGAACAAAAGCGUGGGCUUCGAAAUGACCUUUACACUCCCUUAUAACUCUUUGGGGUCGGGAAAGUUUACAGAACUUCUGGAAGGGAUCGAAGCUAAUAAGGAGAAGUUAGGAAUCUCUGAUUAUGGAGUGUCGGAUACUUCUUUAGAAGACAUUUUUCUAACAGUCGCAGAACAACGAGAACCAGAAAUUAGCCCGAUUUUGCGGAAAAAGUGGACAUAUUACUGUUGUUGCGGAUGUUGUAGUUGUUGUUGUAAAGGCGAAAAGGCGGAGAGAUUUUUCUACAAAAAAAUAAUUCCUGAUGAACAUUUAGACCAACUUCAAAUGGAUGAAACUGCAGAAGCUGCGCCUUCGAUUGAGUACAAAUGCUUGAGUGGUCGCAAAUUGAAAAACCAGCAGAUUAUUGGUCUGUAUCUGAAAAGAUGGGAUAAUGUCAAACGCAGCCCGAAAGCUCUUUUUUCAUCGCUCAUUCUGCCACCUUUGUUUAUUUUUGUCGGGAGUUUAAUUGCAGUUUUAGUCGCACCCGCAAAUGAAGAGCAACCGAACAAACUUCUAACUGUUUAUGACGUUAAUGGACCUAAAAAUGGGCCAUACAUGUUUGGUUCACUUCCGACCAUAGAAGACCCAAAUAUGACUCGCUUAAUGAAAGACUUGAUAGACUACCCCCAUCAUUCAUUUAGGUGCAUCAAAGGCUUAGAGGAAAAACAAUUCCCUUGCAUCAAGAAAAAUGAUAAGUUUACAAAACCAAAAACGCCCGCAUUUUUAGCUGGAUCAAAAUCGAAGUAUGAUCCCUUUAAUCCAAAUUCAAGAAAACCAUCACCAGAAUGCGAUUGUGAAAGCGGGUACCCCGUGUGCGACGCAAUGGCGGGGGGUCCCGUGCCCCCGAGAAAAACCCUGGACACCACAGACAAACUGCAGAACCUAACAAGUCGGAACAUUUCCGACUACAUUCUGAAAACACGACUGGAUUAUAAGUUCAAAAGACUGUACGGUUAUGAAGUUAGACCGUUAACAAAUUACGAUGGAACAUUUGACUACAAAGGAUUCAGAAAAUCUUUUAAGCUACUCGAGAUGUUUUUUGAGAACAACACUUUCGUUACUCCUAAUUACACUUCGGGGCUAGAUUGGGUCGAAUUUUUCCACGAAUUAAACUCUAUUGGCAAUUACACUAUCACAAAACAAAAUGUCAAAGUCUGGUGGAACAAUAAAGCAAUUCAUGGUUUAAGUAGUACAGUGAAUGCUUUGAAUAACUUGGUUCUCAGAUACAGUCUACCGUCUAGCAAAGCAAAAGACGAAUACGGAAUCAAAGCGUACUCUCACCCUUGGGCAAGGUCUGUUGAACAAAUUGCCGACGAUGUCGUCCAACAACAGUUCAACAACAUCAUCUUGGCCAUUUGGGUCAUCAUUGCUCUUAGCUUUGUUCCAGCUAGUUUUGUGGUGUACCUGGUAGAAGAACGGAACUCUAAAUCGAAACAUCUCCAAUAUGUUUCUGGAGUGACUCCGACUAUUUUUUGGAUAUCAGCGUUUAUUUGGGAUCUCACAGCGUAUAUGGUAUCUAUAGCUCUGUGUAUUAUCAUCUUUGUGAUGUUCCAGGAAGAAUGCUACGUCAGCAAAGACAAUUUCGGAUGUUUGCUCCUUCUGCUUCUUUUGUACAGCUGGGCCGUUACGCCUCUUAUGUACUUAGCCAGUUAUAUUUUCAGGAACUCCGCAACCGCGUAUGUCCUCAUGAUUCUGCUAAAUUUCUUUGUCGGCUACACGACCACUUUGGUCACAUUCAUGUUUGAUUUGUUCAAAGGUGAUAUGGAAGAGGUGAACAAAGUCCUCGAAAUUUUGUUCCUGAUUUUUCCUCAGUACUGUUUAGGACGAUCAUUAUUCGAAAUGGCCUUGAACCAAGCAAUGGCAAACCAGCUUCAAAACUAUGGAACGUACGAGUUCAAAAACCCAGUCGAAUUUGACAUCGCCGGAAAACUUCUUUUGAGUUUGUCGAUUCAAGGUUUUGUGUUUUUUGCAAUUCUCCUGUUGUUUGAAAAUCGCCACGUCAUAAGAAGAAUGAUUCACAAGAAAAAACAAGAAAAGCAAAAAAAUCCUGAUGUUUUCUCAAGAAAAACUUCUGUUUACAACGAGCCACAGGAUUAUGAGAGCGAUGUCGUCGGAGAGGAGGCGGCGGUUCUGGACGGCGACCAUUCAACUGCUCCAGUUGUCGUAAAACAACUCCGAAAACGGUUCGGUAAAUGCAAAAAGACUUUCGUCGCUGUUCGAAAUCUAACAUUCCACGUCAACAAAGGAUCCUGUUUUGGACUCCUAGGCGUGAAUGGAGCAGGUAAAACAACAACGUUUCAAAUGUUGACAGGCGACAUUUUACCGACGAAGGGCAAAGCGUUCGUCGGUGGUUACAAUGUGGUGACUCACUUAAACGACACUAGAAAACAACUCGGAUAUUGUCCACAGUUCGACGCGCUUGACAACCUUCUAACGGUUCGUGAGAACUUGAAACUCUACGCUCGAUUAAGAGGAAUUCCGAAAAAUGUGAGACGAGAGGUGAUUAUGAGUUUGAUCAGACGCAUGGAAUUGAGUAUAUAUGCGGACAGAAUGGUAGGCACGCUAAGCGGCGGUAAUAAAAGGAAAUUGUCAACUGCUAUUGCUCUAUUGGGUGACCCUCAGAUUGUAUUUUUGGAUGAACCUACGGCUGGGAUGGAUCCGAAAGCAAGAAGGUUCCUUUGGAAAUGUGUCCUUGACGCCGUGAAAGAGGGCCGAUCAGUUGUUCUCACCUCCCAUUCCAUGGAGGAGUGUGAAGCCCUGUGUACCACUUUGGCCAUAAUGGUCAAUGGAGAGUUCAAAUGUAUGGGCACAACCCAACAUCUCAAAAACAAGUACGGCGAAGGCUAUUUAGUCGAAGUUAAGACAAAACCGGGACUCUCCGAUGCGGCAGAGGCGCACUUCCUUGCCAAGUUCCCAAACGCUAUAGUAAAAGACAAACUUCCUACUUUAGUUAUGUUUCAAGUUCCAGUGUCUGGCUUAAGUGUCGCCGAGAUCUUUAAAUUCAUGGAAGAAUCCAAAGCGCCGCGACGCGAGUCGGGCGUCGCGGAUUUAUCCGACGUGGGCGAGGAUGGAAAAAUGGUUGACGACUAUUCUAUAAGUCAGACUACUUUGGAUCAGCUGUUCAUUAGUUUCGCCAACAUGCAAACGGAUGCACGCGAGGGGAGUUUACCACGAACGACCUUGUAUGACCCGAGAGAGAGCAAAUACUUCUCGGCAAGGCCAGUGUCCGAAGAUGAUGACGAAAACUCAAAUGUUGUCGGCAACGAACGAUACGAUGAGCAAAACUUCCAAGAAAACGAAGAUGCUAAAAAUGAAGCCGUUCGAAAACGUUCUAUAAAAAGUUCAAAAGCGGAUAAAUCACCUUUGGGCGAAAAAAAGUCGAUUGAUAAAAACGCGAAGACCGAAAAAGCAUCUGCGCCAAAAGAAACCGAGGAGGUGACUCCUGAAAACGAGGUAGUUACUAAAUCGACUUUGAAAAAACGAGUAAGAAAGAAUUCAGAGGCGACGGAUAAAAUAGAGGAGCCAUUUCUACUCAACCCGUCUCAAGAAAAUGUCGAUGAUGAUGGCACUAAUGAGAAAAAAGACAAUUUCAAUGAGUCGCCUACGAACGCAAAGGACUCGUCGGGAACCUCAGAAGCGAUGAAAAGACGAGUGAGGAAGAAGAAGUCAUCUACUACUUCCUCAGUGACAAAACUGCCAUCGUUUAUUGAAGUCGUCAACUCAACGACAAUGGAAAAAGCGAUGAUGCCUAUCGAGUUCAUAACCCAGCAAGAAGUGGUUAUAAAGAACGAAACCAACUUCUGGAAAUUAAAGAAGAGGGAGGAACACGGCUACAUCCUCAAGGCAGGAGGCACGCAAGUCACCAUCCCGUUUGAGGGAGUAACUGCCUUUCCGAAACAUGUAAAAAACAAACAAGAAGAUUAA